AUGGUCCUGCACUUUAAGUGUGAACUUGUUCAGCCUCCUUAUUUUAUUUACAUGGGAGAAGAUAAACAUGAAAAUGAUGAACUUAUUCGUUGGGGAUGGCCAGAAGACGUUUGGUUUCAUGUAGAUGCUCUAUCAUCUGCUCAUGUUUACCUACGACUGAAGGAAGGGGAAACUUUAGAUGAUGUCCCUGCUGCCGUUAUACAGGACUGUGCACAAUUAGUCAAGGAAAACAGCAUCCAAGGUUGCAAACUUAACGAUGUCACUGUUGUAUAUACCAAAUGGGAGAACCUGAAAAAAACCAAUGAUAUGGAUGUUGGUCAAGUCUCUUUUCACAAUAAUAAAGCAGUUCAAAAGAUCGUAGUUGAAAAACGCAAUGGAGAUGUAAUAAAACGACUCAAUAAAACAAAAGAGCAAUGCGAACAUCCUGAUUUAAGAGGUGAGAGAGAGAAGCGAGAUACUCGCAUUAAAAACAAAGAAAAAGCUGCUCUGGCUGCUAAGAAAAAGUCAGAACUUGAGGCACAGAAAGUCCGUGCAGCGGAAGCAGAAAAAAGAUCCUACGAUCGUUUGUUUGUUGAGAGUAAAAUGAGAACAAAUGAAGAUGGCUAUGAUUCGGAUGACUUUAUGUAA
Schistosoma rodhaini is the source of this 627-nucleotide messenger RNA. NCBI's taxonomy places the organism in Eukaryota, Metazoa, Platyhelminthes, Trematoda, Strigeidida, Schistosomatidae. The record is from the annotation of a GenBank genome assembly.